Messenger RNA from Peronospora belbahrii, 957 nucleotides. NCBI's taxonomy places the organism in Eukaryota, Oomycota, Peronosporomycetes, Peronosporales, Peronosporaceae. The record is from the annotation of a GenBank genome assembly.
AUGUUGAGCUCAUUGCGACGACGUCCAGCGGUCUUAUCACCACGUAGUACGUUGAAUACAAUGCGUAGAAUACACAAUAAGGAAGAGUUAGAGAUACGAGAGAAUGUCAGGAAACUGGAUUACGAUGGAUAUAUCUGUGGUCUCUUGCUACCAGUAAAGACGCGUCCAUCUUAUUUUGCUAUACGCGCUUUCAAUGCCGAGAUUGCAACAAUCAAGGACUCAGCGCACAGUAACCAAAUCACAGGCAAAAUUCGUAUCCAAUGGUGGCGAGAAAGUAUUUAUAAUCUGUACAAAAGAUCACUCACGACAAGUAAUGAACGACCUGAGCAUUCGACACUGUUGCUGCGAGGGCUGGACAAGGCCAUCCAAGAGCACGACUUGACUUGGCGCUGGUUCGAACGAUUACUGGAUGCGCGAGAUCAGGAUCUCGAUCGUGACGAAGUGCAAAACUUGCGCGAGUUGGAGAUUUAUGCAGAGCAGACGGCCUCGUCCUUGCUAUACCUUACACUAGAGUGUCUCGGUGUUCGCGACGACACGGCAGACCAAGUAGCGGGGCACGCCGGUGUAACAAUUGGCCUUGCAACGCUUCUGCGAGGUACGGCUUAUCACGCCUCUCGGCAACAAUCUUAUCUUCCUGAGGACCUCAUGAGCAAGCAUGGCGUGACCGCUGAAGAUCUACUGGUAGCCGUAGAGGAUCCCAAGAUGGGCGAGAAGGCGGCGCCGGUGGUGUUUGAUGUUGCUUGUCGCGCUAUGGAGCACCUUCAUCAAGCUCGGUCGCUGCGGAAAAACUUACCAAGCGAGUCGCGUAGGGCGUUCCUGCCGCUGGUAAGCUCUGCGGUGUACUUGAAAGAGCUGGAGGCAGUCAACUUUAACGCCUUCGCUUCAGAGCUACAGCAACGCAGCAUGUUUCAGCUGAACUUGAAGGUUCUGACACACUUCUUCUUGCGUAAAUACUAG